Haliotis rubra (blacklip abalone) is the source of this 2455-nucleotide messenger RNA. RefSeq lists its product as uncharacterized. The transcript has a single exon. The coding region runs from base 1 to 2271 and encodes 756 amino acids. NCBI's taxonomy places the organism in Eukaryota, Metazoa, Mollusca, Gastropoda, Lepetellida, Haliotidae. The record is from RefSeq and is a predicted model, not a curated record. Gene Ontology annotation, molecular function: hydrolase activity, acting on ester bonds.
AUGGAGAUGAGAGAGGUGGAGAGGAGAAAGGUGGAGAGGAGAAAGGUGGAGAAGAGAGAGGUGGAGAAGAGAGAAGUGGAGGUGAGGCAGGAGCGCCCUACGCGAAGUAGACAACGGAGCUAUGGGGAGCGGGUGGUGGUCCGGCCCACGGUGGAGGGGAUGCCGGUGCAGGUCGUCAUCAGACCUCGGAGGAGAUCGCCACCAUGCCGGAGACGAGAGGUGGAGUACCAACCACCGCCACCGAAGAGGCCAAGCUCAACAGUGACCAGGCCAGGCCUCCCUCAGGGAGGACCUUGGGGGCCUAAAAGAACAAAGAAGGAGGAGGAGAGAUACCCCGUGGUGUGGGACCACUUGGGGCUACCAGGGGCCGGAAGGGGGCGGUUCCUGGAGCAGACCAGGGACAGGAGGGGCCCUCAUCCAGGACCAAGGGGGGUCUUGGAGUCGGCACCCGAGCAGACCAGAGACAGGAGGGGCCCUCAUCCAGGACCAAGGGGGGUCUUGGAGUCGGCACCCGAGCAGACCAGAGACAGGAGGGGCCCUCAUCCAGGACCAAGGGGGGUCUUGGAGUCGGCACCCGAGCAGACCAGAGAAAGGAGGGGCACCCAUCCAGGACCAAGGGGGGUCUUGGAGUCGAGGGGUGAGCCCAGGAGGUGGAGGGGUCGAGGAUCCAGUUGUCCCGUAGAGGGGUGUGGGACAAGGACCUAUAAAUUGCAGGACCAUGCCUUCUUUGCACAUCUCCCUCGCUAUUUCCGGGCUCGGUACCCGCAGGAUCAUCCUCCCGAACGAGAUGUGCUGGACAAAAUAGUGACGGCCCUACGGCAGCUGGCGUCCUGGAUUCUGGGUCCAGGCGCAACCCUGGAGGGGUUACACGAGUUUUGCAAUCGGAACGUUCAAUUGUCCCCGGAUUGCACCCUCCAAGAGAAUGCAAUAGCUGGACUGAGGCAUUUGUGUACGGCCCAGGGUUGGCGCAUCCCAACCAAAUUCAGCCUGCGGCCCCUGAACUCUCCAGCGUGCCUGAAGCAAUGGAGGGUGUUGCUUCAUCUUCUGAACUUUGUGCCUCAGGACAAGAGGAGGGAGUUCCGCUUGCUCAUGGUUUCAGUGCCCCAACAUACCCGCUGGACUGCGCGGGUCCAGGCUCCCCAGGAAUGGGACCAGGAACUGGUAGAUGUGGGACAGGCGGAGGCCAUGUGGUUGCCGGAGGAUGAGGAGGUCCAAGUAGGGGGAGAAGAUGAGUCCGCGGACAUGGGGGCCGUCGGAGGAAGCGAGGAAGUGUGUGGGGAGGUGGAGACAUGGGAAGAGGAGCUCGUGUCUGAAAAGUUGGGAGAAGAUGAGUCCGCGGACAUGGGGGCCGUCGGAGGAAGCGAGGAAGUGUGUGGGGAGGUGGAGAUAUGGGAAGAGGAGCUUGCAUCUGAGGGGCUGGGAGAAGAAGGGACACUCCAGGGGCCAGGGGGUCUCGACCAUCUGAUUGACGCCCACUUCCACCUGGACCGGACAUGGGCGGGCACGUUUGGGAGGGCGCCCCAGGGGACCACUCCCGAACUAUUGGCCUCCGCGCCAGAAGUGAGUCACCCAUUCGGUGAGCUGCCUGUCUGGGGGGUUGAAGUAUACUGCGACCCCCCUACGUUUCCUCAGCGAAUCAACAAUGACCCAAGAUACAUCACCGCGGUCGGAAUCCACCCAAAGAAGGUCGCAGGCUUGACGGACAAGGUGUUUAGGCAGAUUCUUGGUUUCUGGAAGGACGCCCGAUGCUUAGUGGGGGAGGUCGGGUUGGAUCACUCAGUCCCGGCGUGGGAGUGGAGAGGCCAGGAAUCCGCCCUGAAGGAGCUAUUGCCACAUGUCCCAGCCGGGCGGGUGGUAAUAGUGCAUGUGAGGGGACCCGCGGGAGAUGAGGAGGCGGGGGCAACCCACGCCCGGGCAAUACAAAUCCUGAAGGGGAUCUUACCGCCACAACAGCCAGUGCACGUGCACUGCUUCACGGGUGGAGAGGAAACAGUGCAGGAAUGGUUAAAGGCAUUCCCCCGGGCCUACUUCGGCUUCACGGGCCGGGUGCAAGGAUUUAAGUCAGGCCAAGUGGCUGGUCUGAGAGCGGUGCCGGGUGACCGACUGCUGUUGGAAACAGACUCCCCAUACAUGCCACCCAAGGGGUAUCGCGUCAACUCCCCGGCACUGCUGUGCCUGAUUGGAGAUAUGGUGGCUGGGAAGAGGGGGAUGAGUACCAAGGAGCUGCUGGUGGCUACAACUGCAAACGCCGCUCAGUUGUUCGCCUUGUAGAGAGGCGGAGAGCCCACCCCACGGGGGAGUGGGGCAUGAAGGAGAAUGAUGAGUUGAGAGGUUUUCACCCUAAGGAGGGGGUGAAGGGGGAAAUGAAGUGUGAAGAAUUCUGGGUUCCUCGCCAAUGGGAACGUAGGACAAGGGACAUGUGGAGAACUGUGUGUCAUAUUCCAUAGGAGGUGGA